Macadamia integrifolia is the source of this 1781-nucleotide messenger RNA. Its product is annotated as pentatricopeptide repeat-containing protein At1g60770-like. Bases 45 to 1460 code for a protein of 471 amino acids. The transcript has 2 exons. Lineage: Eukaryota; Viridiplantae; Streptophyta; Magnoliopsida; Proteales; Proteaceae. The record is from RefSeq and is a predicted model, not a curated record. Gene Ontology annotation, cellular component: mitochondrion. Gene Ontology annotation, molecular function: protein binding.
CCCAUUUCAUGUAGAGUUCAGAGAGAGAGAGAGAGAGAGAGAUAAUGCAAAGGAACCCUAGGCCGGCGUUACUGUGGGUUAAGGAGGUGACGACGAGAAGACUGUGUACGGUAACAGUAAGGCCUCCGAGUCGGACUAAGCCGUCGUCGUCACUCGGGGCUAACAUUCUGAGGGGAUCGAAAGAGGCUUCUUCUCUUUAUCACCGAAUCACAGCUUUGGGCACCAACAGUGAAGGCGUUAUCCGCACACUGGACCAGUGGGUGGACGUUGAACGCAAGACCUUGUGUACUUACGACAUCACCUGUUUCAUCAAUCAGCUUCGCAGAUACAAGCAAUUCAACCACGCACUCCAGCUAUUGGAAUGGUUAGAAAAGAAAGGUGUUCCCUUAUCACACAGUCACCAUGCGAAGAAGAUAGAUCUCCUAUACAGAUCCAAGGGUGUUAUGUCAUCGGAGAAAUAUUUUAUGGAGCUUCCUAGCCCUACAAAGAAUGACUACCUAUAUGGGGUACUUCUGAAUUGUUAUUGUCGAGAGAAAAUGGUUGAUAAGGCAAUGGAACUAGUCAAGAAAAUGAAGGAACUGAACUUUGAUGCAACUACUUUUGCAUAUAACAGUCUAAUGACCCUAUACGUGAAGUUGGGUGAGCCUGAGAAGGUUCCCCUUCUAGCACAAGAGAUGAAGGAGAGACGAGUACUGCCAGAUCUUUGUAGCUAUCAUUUGUUGAUGAGCAGUUAUGCUUCUUUAAAAGAUAUUGAAGGAAUGGAGAGAAUUGUGGAGGAAAUGAAUGCAGGGGGAAGGAUUGAACCUAAGUGGUCUGUGUAUGCCAAUCUGGCUUCUCUUUACAUUGCAUCCAACCUCUUUGAGAAGGCUGAGUUGGCUCUUAAAGAGAUUGAGAAAAGAAAAAAAAGUAUGGAUCGAUUGGCCUUUCAUUUCCUCCUUAGCAUGUAUGCUAGUAUUGGCAAAGCAAGUGAGGUUAGUCGUGUGUGGCAAACUUUAAAAUCUGCAUUUCCAAGGACUACCAACUUGAGCUAUCUCACUAUGCUUCAAACCCUUGCGAGACUGAAUGAUAUGGAUGGACUCAGAAAUUGCUUUGAGGAAUGGGAGUCAAAUUUCUUGACCUAUGACAUAAGGUUGGUCAAUGUUGUCAUACUUGCUUACCUUAAGCAGGACAUGAUUGAGGAAGCUAAGCUGAUUUUUGAAGGUGCCAUAAAUAGAGGAUCGAAGCCCAACUCUGCAACCUUCAUGAUGUUUGUGGAUUUCUAUAUGAAAAACAAACGUACAAAUUUGGCACUGAAGUUUUUGGAGAAAGCCAUUCUAGAUGUGAAGGAGCAUGAACGGGAGCUGUACGAAGAAAGAGCACAACAGCUUAAGAAGCAAUUUGAGAAAGAAAAUGAUGUUGGUAGCACUGAGGAGCUCCAGAAGAUCUUGAAGCAGGCUAAGCUUUCUCAGGGAGAACUUUAAUUUUUCUGAUGGGAAGGCUCAGCCUAAGAUUUGCCAGUAGAGGAAAGCAGAUUGCAAUGGUUGUCUCUGAGGCAAGCUGUUUGUGUUCCUUAAUGGAUCGAUCAUCUUUCGAGCCUUUACUCACUGUUGAUGGGUGAAAACCAAGCAUGAGAAGUUGAAAACCACUUUCAUGAAGAAAUGCAUUUCAACUCAAUUCCCAAAUAAGAAAAAUGCCAGUGAUGCAAGUUCCAUUGAUACUGUGAAAUUUUGAAGUUUGUCAGUGUAAGAAAUAUUUUACUCAUGAUUUGAUGACCAUGAAUGGAAAUUGCCAUUUUUUAACUA